CCACCACGCUUCCCCUACCAUGCGACGCGUCAUGUCCGAAGAAAGAUGGCGGAAGGCGGAGCGGCAGAUCUGGAUACCCAAAGAGGAGAGAUCGCGGCGCUUCUGAAAACACAGUUACGAAAGGGAGACACUUGGUACCUCGUGGACAGUCGUUGGUUUAAACAGUGGAAGAAAUAUGUGGGGUUUGACAGCUGGGAUAAAUAUCAGAUGGGCGAUCAAAAUGUCUACCCAGGACCGGUGGAUAACUCUGGGCUUCUCAAAGAUGGGGAUGUGCUGGCAAUCAAGGAGCACCUCAUCGAUGAGCUGGACUACAUCUUGGUGCCGACGGAGGGCUGGAAUAAGCUGGUCAGCUGGUAUGGAGUGACAGAGGGCCAGGAGCCAAUCGCACGAAAGGUGGUGGAACAGGGUAUGUUUGUGAAGCACUGCAAGGUGGAGGUGUACCUGACGGAGCUGAAGCUUUGUGAAGACAGCAACAUGGACAACGUGAUCACCAGACGCUUCAGUAAAGCCGACACAAUAGAUAUGAUAGAGAAGGAGAUGCGAAAGCUGUUCAGCAUCCCUGAUGAGAAGGAAACACGACUGUGGAACAGGUACAUGAGCAACACCUUCGAGCCUCUCAACAAGCCGGACAGCACCAUCCAGGACGCCGGACUGUACCAAGGACAGGUUCUUGUCAUAGAGCAGAAGAACGAGGAUGGCUCGUGGCCCCGAGGCUCCAUGGCUUCCAAGUCAUCUGGUGCUUCCAAUCUCUCUGCUUUGCCAAAGAUCUCGCCUUCAUCUCUCACAAACAAUCAUAACAGCAGCUUCAACAGCAGGAAUGUUAAGAACUCCAGCUACAGUCUGCCCUCCUCCUACCAACCAUACAGCAACAGCUACGACUACUCGGAGCAGAGCAGGCAGAGCGAGCGCUCGGGCCUCUGUGGACUCUCCAACCUGGGAAACACCUGUUUUAUGAACUCUGCAGUGCAGUGUUUAAGCAAUAUCCCCCCUCUGACGGAGUACUUCCUCAAAGACAAGUACAGAGACGAGCUGAACGAGGACAACCCCCUGGGCAUGAAAGGGGAGAUCGCCAGAGCCUACGCUGAGCUCAUCAAGCAGCUUUGGUCGGGAAAAUACAGCUACGUAACGCCGAGACCCUUUAAGACCCAGGUGGGCCGGUUCGCCCCACAGUUCUCCGGCUACCAGCAGCAGGACUCCCACGAGCUCCUGGCCUUCCUCCUGGACGGCCUUCACGAGGACCUGAACCGCAUCAGGAAGAAACCCUACAUCCAGCUGAAGGACGCCAACGGUCGGCCAGAUAAGGUGGUGGCGGAGGAAGCGUGGGAAAACCACAUUAAGAGGAACGACUCCAUCAUCGUGGACAUCUUCCACGGCCUCUUCAAAUCCACUCUGGUUUGUCCUGUGUGUGCCAAGGUCUCUGUGACCUUUGACCCUUUCUGCUACCUGACCCUCCCCCUGCCCAUGAAGAAGGAGCGGACACUAGAGGUGUACCUCGUUAGACUGGACCCCGUCGCUAAACCAACACAGUACAAGCUGACCGUCCCUAAGGUGGGAUACAUCUCUGACCUUUGUACCUCCCUCUCUAGCCUAUCUGGAGUGCCUGCUGACAAGAUGAUUGUAACUGACAUCUACAACCACCGUUUCCACCGGAUCUUUGCCACUAAUGAAAACCUCAGCAGCAUCAUGGAGCGAGAUGAUAUUUACGUCUUUGAGGUGGCGGUGAACAGAGUGGAAGACGCGGAUCACGUAGUAAUCCCUGUUCACUUGAGGGAAAAGUACAAACAGUCGGGCUACAACCACACCAGUACGCCGCUGUUUGGUCUGCCCUUCCUCAUCGCCGUCCCAAGAACUCUGAGCGAGGACAAACUCUACAACAUGCUCCUCUCUCGACUCUGCCGGUUUGUCCGAUCUCCUGUGGAAGAGGAUGAGGAGGACAGCGAAGAGACGCAGCCGUCCACGCAACACGCUAUAAACGGAAACGCUACCAACGGGCUGCUAGAGGAGGGCUCGCCUAGUGAGAUGGAGACGGACGAGCAGGACGACGAGUCCAGUCAGGACCAGGAGCUGCCGUCGGAGAACGAGAACAGCCAGUCGGAGGAUUCGGUGGGAGGCGACAACGAGCUGGAGAACGGUGUGACGGCACCGCAGAUCUCCACCAAGGUUCAGCAAACGGCCGGCCUCAACAGGAGGAGGCUCUUUACAUUCCAGUUCAACAACAUGGGCAAAACAGACUUCUCGCUCAUCAAGGAGGACACCAAGCUGAUCCGCUUUGACGAGGGACAUCUCAGACUAAGUGACCGCUCGUAUCUGUCUUUGGACUGGGAACCAGAGAUCAAGAAGAAGUAUUUUGAUGAGAGCGUUGUUGAGGACUAUGACAAGCAUGAGAGCAUGGAGUACAAACCUCAGAAAAAAGCUUUCUUCAAGCUGAAGGACUGCAUCGAGCUGUUCACCACCAAGGAGAAACUGGGAGCCGAGGAUCCCUGGUACUGCCCAAACUGCAAGCAGCAUCAGCAGGCCACCAAGAAGCUGGACCUCUGGUCCUUGCCGCCGGUUCUCGUGGUCCACCUUAAACGUUUCUCUUACAGCCGCUACAUGAGGGACAAGCUGGACUCGCUGGUUGACUUCCCACUCAGGGAUCUGGAUAUGUCUGAGUUCCUGAUCAACCCCAACGCCGGGCCCUGUCGCUAUGACCUCAUCGCUGUGUCCAACCACUACGGCGGGAUGGGAGGCGGACAUUACACCGCCUAUGCUAAGAGCAAAGAUGACGGGAAGUGGUACUACUUUGACGACAGCAGUGUGUCUCCAGCCAGUGAGGACCAGAUAGUGUCCAAAGCCGGCUAUGUGUUGUUCUACCAGCGCCAGGACACGGUCAAAGGCACCGGAUACUUUGCCCUGGACCGGGAUGAAGAGGAGGAUGAAGAGGAGGAGGAGGAAGGUGGGGAUGCUGAGGAGAACGAGGCGGAGGAGCUCCUAGAAAGAAGGACCGUCUCGUGUUCUCAGGGUGCCUGCUCCAGCGCACAAAGCGACGACGAGGAGCCGAUCGAGAACAAGAGCAGGAAAAACGACAUCAAUGAGGAGGAGGAUGAUGAAGAGGAGGAGGAAGAGGAGGAGGAGGAAGAAGAGGUAUCCAAUCAUGACAUUACCAUGAAAACCAACUGAGGUAUACGGAUUCAGGAACAAGCAGAGAUAAGAAAGGGAUCUGUGCAUCAUGAAGCCAUAGGGACACACGGCGCUGCAGCGAGCCACCGGCCCCGCUCAGCCGCACGGACCGAACCAGGCCGCCGCCGCCGGGACAUCGACUGUUCGGCUGGGGGAGCUGCCUCGGUACGCAACUCUAAUAAAUCAGGAGCCUCUUGUGGGUGAAUCACUGCGUGUGUGUGUGUGUUUGAGAGAGCGUGUCGCCGAUAUCAACUCCCACAGAGCAUAAAGACUGAUGACGGCGCCCUCAGCAGGCGCUGCUGCUGCGCCGCCGCCUUUUUCUCUUUAUUUGAAAUGUUAUUUAAGCAGUGCAUUGUUUGCAUAUCAUUUUAGUAUUAUUUGGAUUUUGUAAAUAUUUUUAAACACUGAACUGCAUUGAGUUUUCAUGAUGCGCUGAAAUAUUUUUGAACUUGCACAAACACUACUCCGCCUCCUCCUUUAGAACGCCAGACGAACUGCAUCUAUAAAUAGACGUAACGUAGAGAAGCGGAUGAAAUAUCCCAGCUUUCUGCUUUUGCUGCUCAAGCAGCUGAUCUCUCAUUCUGAUUGGUCGCAUUUUAACUCCAACAUCUUAGAGGUCAAAGAUUGUUAGUCAAACUUACAUACUGUGGAUUGUUUUGCAGAAAACAUGUGCUGGAAAAAGUUCCACACUGCCAAUCGCCUCCUCAUUGCUCUUCAUAUCUAUGUGAAGCUUUAGUCCUGUCCAGUUUUAUUACAGCUUUGACCUGCAGGCAGAUUUCUACAAAAUAUUUUUCUGGAUCGAUCCCAUUCAGAGCUGAAGACUAAACAUUUGAAGCUGUCUAGCUUUGCUAAAUCAGAUCUUUUUGCUUCUUAGAUUGUAAAUCUUU
Molecule: messenger RNA, 4046 nt
Organism: Cyprinodon variegatus (sheepshead minnow)
Lineage: Eukaryota; Metazoa; Chordata; Actinopteri; Cyprinodontiformes; Cyprinodontidae
Gene: usp15
Product: ubiquitin specific peptidase 15
Exons: 22
Coding region: 46-3159 (1037 amino acids)
Biological process (GO): protein deubiquitination
Molecular function (GO): cysteine-type deubiquitinase activity
Source: RefSeq, a predicted model, not a curated record